Molecule: messenger RNA, 2987 nt
Organism: Sitodiplosis mosellana (orange wheat blossom midge)
Lineage: Eukaryota; Metazoa; Arthropoda; Insecta; Diptera; Cecidomyiidae
Gene: Atac2
Product: cysteine-rich protein 2-binding protein
Exons: 7
Coding region: 195-2255 (686 amino acids)
Molecular function (GO): acyltransferase activity, transferring groups other than amino-acyl groups
Source: RefSeq, a predicted model, not a curated record
AGUCGAAAAUGUGUAAACAACCGAGUUUGACAUUCGAAACGUCAGCUGUCAUUCGUUACGACUGUCGUGCGCACAUGGAAUGAGUUAAGUUUGUGUUUUGAAGCUAAAAUAAUGCCGACAAUUUUUAAAAAAUUAAAGGCUUCGUUGAUUUAAACUCGCUAUUUUAAAAGAUUAAGAUUUGGAUAAGCGUUAAAAUGGAUGUAGAUUGUGGUUAUUGUUACGAUAGAAUUGCAGCCGAUGACUUUUUGGAAUGUGAAGAAUGUGAGCAAUACGUUCACGUGCGUUGCUUGCGUCGACCAGGAACACCGGGCGACUUUGUUGGCGACAUAUUCUUCAAAUUUACCUGCGUUAGUUGUACCAACAAUGGAAAAGAAACGUUUGAAAGAGAGAAACUACCAUGGACCAUGAUAAUCGUGUUGACUAUUUAUAAUUUGACGAAAAAAUCACAAGGUCUGAGUAGAAAUGGUUAUUUCCAUUGGAGAUCGCACAUCGCCCACUUCAUUGACAAGAAUUGGGCGUAUUUGAUGGAACCAAAUUUCAAGCGAAGGAAAAAUUGGAUUGGCACCAUUUCGGGAACACUUUCACAUCAUUCGACUGUUUUGUUUACAUCUGGUUUUGCAGUAUUCAGCGAAGCCGGCUGGUGGAAAUUGACCCACAACAAAACACCCAAACAGUAUUAUGAAUAUGUAAAGAGGCUUAGAAGAGAAAAAGGCACUUCAGAAGAGGUAAAUGUGCUAAACGACACACCUGGACCAAGUUUAUUGGGAAAGAGAGCACAUGAAACGAGUGAAGAUGAAAGUGAAAAUGAACCAGCAGUUGAAAUAGAUCAUUGUAGCCGAACAUUGCCAUUCACGGGCAAAUACAAAUGGGAUACGAAGCCAAAAGAGGAGCCAAUGAUUGACAUUCUCGAUUUCAUUGAUUCGAGUGAAAAUUCGAACUUGUUGGAUGAGAUGCCCAUACUGCCCACCCUUACUUCAGAGGAAAUAAACAGUGUGAUUCCAUCAUUCACAACAAUCAACGAUCAUGAUUUCCUUGACAAUUUAUUUGAUUGUAAGCCAAAAAUUGAGCUACCGAUCGAAGAAGAUGAAUUUUCGGAGCCGACAAUCCUGCAAGUAAAGAACUAUCAGGAGCCGGGUGAAAAUGAAUUGCUGGAUGCAAGUAUCAAGCAAGAGAUUCCGAAAGAUGUCGAAAUGCAAGACGAUGAAGAGGAAGAAGAGUUGCCUUUCGAAGAGAAGUACAUUUGUGAAAAAAGUCUGUUCAAAUCGAAGCCACCAUCUGAAAAAUAUCCAUGGGAGGCUGACUUUAUGGUCGGUCAAGAAAACGAUGAUGAUUUUGUGGGAGAUAAAUGCAUCGAAUUGAUCAGUGAAUAUGAAGAGAGUGAGACCUACAAACGACUCAAGUUGAUUUUCGAAGCGGAGAAAAAUCAAUCAAUUGAUAUUCCGCCAUGGGUUCGCCGACACUAUCGAAAGUUAUGCGUUCGUAGGAUGCAACGAAGCUUAGGAUUGCCCGUGUUUAAUGUCGAUAAAUUGAAUAAACGAGGCAUUCAAGUGAGCAGUCAAGAUUCACAACCGGCUGUUUUAGAUCGAUUCCAUCAUUUGAUCUCCGGAAGUGGUGACUUUUCAUCGGGAAAACGAACAGACAACACAUUUAUGGCACGUUUAGCCGGUUCAUGCACAUACGAUCUCUUCAUUAGUCCACACACCGAACGUAUUCUACAUCCAUUCAUAUACAGAAAUGACAAUUGUGUUCCGCCGUGGGUUAAAUUGAUGUGUGAAUUGCAGUAUGAAGUUAAUGGAACGAUGCCUAGUCGUGCUUCAAUCGAUUAUUGCUACGUUCGACCUCAACAUAUUGCCGCUGUGAAUGGGCUGCUUCAGAGAAUGUUUUGGCCUGGAAUCGAUAUGUCCGAGUGCCUGAGCUAUCCCGACUUCAGUGUUGUGGCUUUGUACAAGAAACUCGUCGUUGGUUGUGCAUUUCUUGUUCCUGAUGUCGGUCACAACGAAGCUUAUGUUUCCUUCAUGGCUGUUCGACCCGGUUGGCAACGAGCUGGUAUAGCCUCAUUCAUGCUCUACCAUCUCACGCAAACGUGCAUGGGAAAAGAUUUCACCUUACAUGUUUCAGCAAAUAAUCCAGCCAUUUUGCUAUAUCAAAAGUUUGGAUUCAAAAUCCAAGAAUUAAUUUUAGAUUUUUACGACAAAUAUUUACCGUACGAUUCGACACAAAGUCGCCAUGCAUUUUUCCUACGAUUAGAACGUUAAAACCGAGCAAUAAAAGAAAAUGAAAAUAAAACUAAAAUUCAAAAAUUCGUUACGACAUUCAGAAAAAAGGCUCGUGAUGCAUGGCCGAGUCGCUAGCUUGGGAACUGUCCCCUGUGAAUUAUCUACGCAACUUGUCGAGUGAUAAAUCGCGUGACUAUUUUCGGGUCGGAGAACAUUUUUAUUGGUUGCAGCUAGUCUAUGGUGGAAACAGGAAAAAAGCGUACAUCUCUCGGAAUCGUAGCAAAUUAAUAAGUCGUUAAAACAGAGAUAAUUCAAAUCGGCCACUGAAUUAAGUGGUCUUGUGGAUAUUUAUAGUCGGUUAACAGCGUGAUAGGUUUGAAAGUGUCUGCGUUUUAUUUUCGUUCACUUGUGAACGGUUCAUUUUUUUACUAUUAGGCACAGUCACUUUAUUUAUAGAAAAGUGUCCAAAAUGUGAAACUAGCCGCAACGUAUUUAGGCCAAUCGAUUACUUGUUAUUUUCGAAAUGUUUGUUAUUUGAAAUUGUAUUUGUCGGUUACUUAUGACAUAUGGUAGAAAAAUUACGGCUUAACCCAUGGGUGGCAGAAAAUAAAUCAUGGUUUUGCUUUGAAGUGUAAUUUAAGAUUGAUGUACGGAUAAUUUUGCGAUUGAAUUUCGCGACAAAAUGAAAUGAAUAACUUAUGUAACGACAAGCGUCGAAAUUUAAUCACAUUUCAAAUAAAUUCAUGUGUAAAAUGUAUUUUCUCUUUAAAA